AUGUCCAAAAGUGAAGCAGGACUCACGUCCAGUCUUGUUUACGUUGGCCUUGUAUGCGCCACCUUAUUCGCUGGUGGACUACUAGGCAAGUUCAACCCGCAGCCGGUCUUGAUCUGCAGUCUAAUAGCCAAUGCGUCCUUUGCGCUCAUGUUUGCGCUGGCACCGAAUACCACAGUGCUACUCAUCGCCCGGUUUUUUGUUGGG
This is a messenger RNA of Sphaeroforma arctica JP610, 204 nucleotides long. RefSeq lists its product as hypothetical. The annotation marks the transcript as partial. Lineage: Eukaryota; Ichthyosporea; Ichthyophonida. The transcript has a single exon. Gene Ontology annotation, molecular function: transmembrane transporter activity. The record is from RefSeq and is a predicted model, not a curated record. Gene Ontology annotation, biological process: transmembrane transport.